AAUCCCCUUCACCUUCAACUGAGUUUAGAAAAUUCAUUAAGCUCUGAUGCUGAUGUCACUGUCUCAAUCCUGACCAUGAACAACUGGUACAAUUUUAGCUUGUUGCUAUGCCAGGAAGACUGGAACAUCACUGAUUUCCUCCUCCUUACCCGGAAUAAUUCCAAGUUCCGCCUUGGAUCUAUCAUCAGCAUCACUGCUAACCUCUCCUCCACUGAGGACCUCUUGAGCUUCCUGCAGGUCCAGCUCGAGAGUAUUAAGAACAGCACACCCACAGUGGUGAUGUUUGGCUGUGACAUGGAGAGUAUCCGGCGGAUUUUUGAAAUUACCACCCAAUUUGGGGUAACACCCCCUGAGCUUCGUUGGGUGCUGGGAGAUUCCCAGAAUGUGGAGGAACUGAGGACAGAAGGCCUGCCCUUAGGGCUCAUUGCUCAUGGAAAAACAACACAAUCUAUCUUUGAGUACUACGUACAAGAUGCCAUGGAACUGGUUGCAAGAGCCGUAGCCACAGCCACCAUGAUCCAGCCAGAACUUGCUCUCAUUCCCAGCACGAUGAACUGCAUGGAUGUGGAAACUACAAAUCUCACUUCAGGACAGUAUUUAUCAAGGUUUCUAGCCAACACCACUUUCAGAGGCCUCAGUGGUUCUAUCAAAGUAAAAGGUUCCACUAUCAUCAGCUCAGAAAACAACUUUUUCAUCUGGAAUCUGCAACAUGACCCCAUGGGAAAGCCAAUGUGGACCCGCUUGGGCAGCUGGCAGGGAGGAAAGAUUGUCAUGGACUAUGGAAUAUGGCCAGAGCAGGCCCAGAGGCACAAAACCCACUUCCAACACCCGAGUAAACUACACCUGAGAGUGGUAACCCUGAUCGAGCAUCCAUUUGUCUUCACAAGGGAGGUAGAUGAUGAAGGCUUGUGCCCUGCUGGCCAACUCUGCCUAGACCCCAUGACUAAUGACUUUACCAUGUUGGACAGUCUUUUUAGCAGCCUCCAUAGCAAUAAUGAUACAGUGCCCAUCAAAUUCAAGAAGUGCUGCUAUGGAUAUUGCAUUGAUCUUCUGGAAAAGCUAGCAGAAGACAUGAGCUUUGACUUUGACCUCUAUAUUGUUGGAGAUGGAAAGUAUGGAGCCUGGAAAAAUGGGCAUUGGACUGGGCUGGUGGGUGAUCUCCUGAGUGGGGCUGCCCACUUGGCAGUCACUUCCUUCAGCAUCAAUACUGCAAGAAGCCAGGUGAUAGAUUUCACCAGUCCUUUCUUUUCCACCAGCUUGGGCAUCUUAGUGAGGACCCGAGACACAGCAGCUCCCAUUGGAGCCUUUAUGUGGCCACUCCACUGGACAAUGUGGCUGGGAAUUUUUGUGGCUCUGCACAUCACUGCCAUUUUCCUCACUCUUUAUGAAUGGAAGAGCCCCUUCGGUAUGACUCCCAAGGGGCGGAAUAGAAGUAAAGUCUUCUCCUUUUCUUCAGCCUUGAAUGUCUGUUAUGCCCUCUUGUUUGGUAGAACAGUAGCCAUCAAACCCCCAAAAUGCUGGACUGGAAGGUUUCUAAUGAACCUCUGGGCGAUUUUCUGUAUGUUUUGCCUUUCUACAUACACAGCAAACUUGGCUGCUGUCAUGGUAGGUGAGAAGAUCUAUGAAGAGCUUUCUGGAAUACACGAUCCUAAGCUACAUCAUCCCUCCCAAGGCUUCCGGUUUGGAACUGUCCGAGAAAGCAGUGCUGAAGAUUAUGUGAGGCAAAGCUUCCCAGAGAUGCAUGAGUAUAUGAGAAGAUACAAUGUGCCAGCCACCCCCGAUGGAGUGGAGUAUCUGAAGAAUGAUCCAGAGAAACUAGACGCCUUCAUCAUGGACAAAGCCCUUCUGGAUUAUGAAGUGUCAAUAGAUGCUGACUGCAAACUUCUAACUGUGGGAAAGCCAUUUGCCAUAGAAGGAUAUGGCAUUGGUCUGCCGCCCAACUCUCCAUUGACCUCCAACAUAUCUGAGCUAAUCAGUCAAUACAAGUCCCAUGGGUUUAUGGAUGUGCUGCAUGACAAGUGGUACAAGGUGGUUCCCUGUGGCAAGAGAAGUUUCGCUGUCACGGAGACUUUGCAAAUGGGCAUCAAACACUUCUCUGGACUUUUUGUGCUGCUGUGUAUUGGAUUUGGUCUGUCUAUCUUGACCACCAUUGGUGAGCACAUAGUGUACAGGCUGCUGCUACCACGAAUCAGAAACAAAUCUAAGCUGCAGUACUGGCUCCACACCAGUCAGAGAUUACAUAGAGCACUAAACACAUCAUUUGUAGAGGAAAAGCAGCAGCGUUUCAAAACCAAACGUGUGGAAAAGAGGUCCAGUGUGGAACCCCGUCAGCUCACCGUGUGGAAUACUUCCGAUCCAAGUCAUGACCACCGACGAAAAUACAUGUUUAGUGAUGAGGGAGGACAAAAUCAGCUGGGCAUCCGGACCCUCCAGGACAUCCCCCUCCCUCCAAGGAGAAGAGAGAUCCCUGCCUCGCUGACCACCAACGGGAAAGCAGAUUCCCUAAACAUAUCUCGGAACUCCGUGAUGCAGGAACUCUCAGAGCUCGAGAAGCAGAUUCAGGUGAUCCGUCAGGAGCUGCAGCUGGCUGUGAGCAGGAAAACGGAGCUGGAAGAGUAUCAAAGGAUAAAUCGGACUUGUGAGUCCUAGGUAAUCAAAAUGCUCCCCUUUCUCAGUUCCUGGCAUUCUUCUGAGCCCUUGAGACACUUUGUAAUGUCCUUUUGUAACUACUGACAGAGGUGUGGGGAAGCUGAGGUCUAGGUCUUCUUAAAGGUCAAGUCUGCUCUCCCUCACCUAAAAAUGCAACAGCGGCUCUUCCCAAGCUCACUCCCUAGGUCUCCAAGGUAGGAAUCUUUUUCACAGAAAGAAUCUUAAAUUAUCCAGGAGUAAACACCAUGUAACAGAUAAGUGAAUUAAGGCAAGCUGAGCUCCUGUUAACCUUUCACCAGGUGCCACAAUAAUACUUCUGGUUUUUAGUCCUUUCUCUGUACUAUCAACAACAAGAGAUAAAAUUCUAUUCAAACAUAUAUCUUACUGGGUUGUUGGUUUUAAUCUUAAUAUAGAACAAGAUUGUACAGAGUUGUAGCUUUUGAUACAACUCCCCAAUCUAGAUUUGCUUCUACAUUCUGAAUGGGGAGUGGGGUAAGAGUAGGGUACCCCCCACUUGAAGGGAUACUUAACCGAACUCAUUAGUAUCACAGCAGGCUAAGGAUUGAUUGAAUAAGGUGAGAGCCACAUCUUUGAGAAGGUUCUGUAUCUCUGAUUCCAUUCUGACUAAUAUUAGUAGGAACAUGUUUACAUGCCACUAUGAAAGGGGACAGGGAGGUGGUGAGUGGGAACAGUGGGCAGGCAGAAGAGACACUAAAAAUGUACACCAUGCUUUUACAACAAAAGCUCUUGGGCCAGAAAGGCAAUUGGCUACAGAAUGAAUAGGACUGUACUUGUAAUUUAACUAAGCAUCUCCACUAUAGUGUGUGCCUUUUAUAAAAGAAAAGAAAGAGAGGAAAGCAAAGCAAGGUUGUGGCCUUAGGAUGAACUUUGAAUAUCGCUGCUCGUUACCUAUAACAGGAUAUGUGAGCUGGCACUGCGGGUUAAGUGAAAUGUUCUGCACAUGACAUACUGGGCCAUUUUCAGAUCAGCAGUCACCUAUCUCUUAGGUAGGAAUCCCAAAAGUGAACUUUGAGCCUGUGAGCAUCACAAGCUUUAACAUUCAGGCAUCUGCCUGUGCUCUGCAUAUCUCUAUAGGAUAAUUACCAAGUCAAUUUCCCAUCUUUAUACCCAGUCAUCUCUGAAAAGCUAUGAACAGGUUUUGAUCUCUCUGACUAUCCUCCAGGCCCCAUCUAAUGCCAAAAGACUGAUAUAAGUAAUCCAGCAUCUCCUCUGCCUGGGCAUCUCCUGCCCAGCAUGCAACUGCUUGGGCAUGCAGAAAGAGAAAGGAAUAUGGAGACUCUAGAACUUCAGACCUAAAUGUUAGUGUAGAUGAGACUCAUCUAGGGAAUUCAUCAGAAUGUUGAUUGCCAGGACCCCUCCCCCAAGAUUAUGGGGGUCGGUCUGAAGGUGAGCUCAGAAACAUAGUGUUAACCAACACUCCCAGGUGACUGACACAAGUGGUCCCAAAAUUACUCUCUGAGAAAUACUGUUCCAGAAGUUUGGCUGCCCCCAGGCAUGGGGAGAAAUGAGCUUCCUUUUUUUUUUUAACUUCAGCACACAUUUGCUGAUUCACCUCCCACACCCCCGCCCCCACCCCAGGGCACCAUUUAGGAAUAGACUUCUUUAUCAAUUACUUGCUUUAUCUUCUCAGCACUCAUUGCUCCAUCUCAAUCCAUUGGAAAGCCUACAGUGAGGUCACAGUGCUGUGGGAAGCACUGUGCUUUAUAGCAGCUGCAGAUAACUGGAAAAAUGUCUCAAUCACAAAACUUCUCCCCCCUACUUUUGGGUGCAAUGUCUGCAUUUCCACCAAGAGCUACCUAGUCUCCCAGGGAAAUAUAACACCUUAAGUUCUAAUUAGAUAACACUGGCAAUUAGUUAAUUGGCUGAGAAAACCCUGGAGUGGAGGCAGACUCAGAGAUACUGAUAAUGGAGGUGGAAGUGCUCCAAAGUUAGACUUCAUCAACCUCACAGAUGGAACAGUUCUACAAUGAGGGAACAGGUGAGUCCUGAAAACAGAAAAGGACAAUUCUGCUUUGAAAUGCCCUAUUCCCCUAGUUCCCACCCCAGGCCCAGAAGUAGGUUUGCAGCUGCCUUUGAAAGAUGAUGUCCCUUAGCCUUCCCCUCCACACCCCCCACCCCAUCUGCAACAGUUAAGGAUGCUGCAGAG
This is a messenger RNA of Galeopterus variegatus (Sunda flying lemur), 4816 nucleotides long. RefSeq names its product glutamate receptor, ionotropic, N-methyl-D-aspartate 3A (gene GRIN3A). The annotation marks the transcript as partial. Gene Ontology annotation, molecular function: NMDA glutamate receptor activity; transmitter-gated monoatomic ion channel activity involved in regulation of postsynaptic membrane potential. The transcript is spliced from 8 exons. NCBI's taxonomy places the organism in Eukaryota, Metazoa, Chordata, Mammalia, Dermoptera, Cynocephalidae. Gene Ontology annotation, cellular component: plasma membrane; postsynaptic membrane. The record is from RefSeq and is a predicted model, not a curated record. Gene Ontology annotation, biological process: synaptic transmission, glutamatergic; modulation of chemical synaptic transmission; monoatomic ion transport.